Lecanosticta acicola is the source of this 1305-nucleotide messenger RNA. NCBI's taxonomy places the organism in Eukaryota, Fungi, Ascomycota, Dothideomycetes, Mycosphaerellales, Mycosphaerellaceae. The record is from the annotation of a GenBank genome assembly.
AUGGCGCCGCCAGCUGCUCUCACACCGGAGUCAAUGUCUGGAACUUCCACUCCCACUACUACUUCUGCCAGCAAGCUCACCGAAGCCGGCAUCAAACAUGCCUUCGAGCCAGCUUCGUCUUCGGCAGAAUUGGACGCCUCCAAGAUGACCUACACCCUCACUACUACUCCUCGAGCAGUCCCCGCGCCCGAUUCCGCCGAGACCAAGUCCCAGAAGACGUGCACCGACCACAUGGUUUCCGCUCGCUGGACCGUAGAGCGCGGAUGGGAAGCCCCCGAACUCAAGCCUUACGGCCCAUUGAGCAUCAUGCCUUCGGCGAGUGUCCUGCACUACGCCACCGAAUGCUUCGAAGGACUGAAACUCUACCGCGGCUUUGACGGGAAACUGCGCCUGUUCAGAGCGCAGAGGAACUGCCAACGAAUGCUCAAGUCCGCGCGAAGAAUCGCUCUCCCCGACUUCGACCCGAAAGAGUUGGAGAAGAUGAUUCUGGCCCUCUGUGCACAGGAUGGGGAUAAGUGGCUUCCCAAGGAAAGAGCGGGACAUUUCCUGUAUGUGCGUCCGACCUUUAUCGGGACGGAUGAGGCGCUGGGCGUGCAGAGACCGAGGGAGGCACUGCUUUAUGUCAUCAUUGCUUGCUUUCCGGACAUGACCAAGUCCAUCCCUCCUGCUUUGAAUGGGUCUGCGAAUGGACUCGUCGCGAGACCGGGUCUGAAACUCUUGGCAAGCAAUGAGGAUACGAUCCGCGCGUGGCCUGGUGGAUUCGGAUACGCGAAGCUGGGAGCCAACUACGGUCCUUCAUUAGUUGCGCAGGGAGAGGCGAGAUCAAGGGGUUUCGACCAAGUCCUCUGGUUGUUCGGCAAGGAAUGCUAUGUCACUGAAGCCGGUGCUUCCAACUUCUUCGUUGUGUGGAGAACAAGAGAGGGAAGACUACAGCUCGUGACCGCCCCGCUAGAAGAGCGCAUCAUCCUCGAGGGCGUCACGCGAGCUUCGAUCCUCGAGUUGGCAAAGGAGAGACUGAGCAAGAAUGUCGGGGACGUGGAAGCCGCGGAGAUGGUCGAGCAGCGCUUCACGAUGGCCGACAUCGUGGACGCACAAAAAGAAGGACGAUUGGUGGAAGCUUUCGCUGCUGGGACGGCUUUCUUCGUGGCUCCCGUCGGACUCAUCAAUUUCCGCGGACGAGAUCUGGAAGUCCCGUUGAAAGAGGGGGAGACGGGUGCUUAUGCGAAGCUGAUCAAGAGUUGGUUGGUUAGUAUUAUGUACGGCAAGGAGGAUCACGAGUGGGGGAUUGUUGUGAAGGAGGAGUGA